Messenger RNA from Trichosurus vulpecula (common brushtail), 993 nucleotides. RefSeq names its product olfactory receptor 508-like. The record is from RefSeq and is a predicted model, not a curated record. The coding region runs from base 55 to 993 and encodes 312 amino acids. Gene Ontology annotation, molecular function: G protein-coupled receptor activity; odorant binding; olfactory receptor activity. Gene Ontology annotation, cellular component: membrane. Gene Ontology annotation, biological process: G protein-coupled receptor signaling pathway; sensory perception of smell. The transcript is spliced from 3 exons. Lineage: Eukaryota; Metazoa; Chordata; Mammalia; Diprotodontia; Phalangeridae.
GGUCAUAUCACGUAUCUGGAAACACCACUACAAACAGCGAACUAUUUCCAAGAAAUGUCUGGCAAUAACUGCACUGCUGUGACUGAAUUCAUUAUUUUGGGGCUAACAGAUGAUCCAGUCCUUUGUGUCAUCCUCUUUGUGAUGGUUCUGGGUGUCUAUGUUGUCACUUUAUUUGGUAACUUUAGCAUAAUUAUAUUGACCAGAAAUAGCUCCCAACUUCACACUCCAAUGUACCUUUUCCUUAGUCACUUGGCUUUUGUGGAUUCUGCAUAUUCCUCAUCUGUAACACCCGUUAUGCUCAAGAACUUCCUUGUAGACAAAACUAUAAUCCCUUUUGGAGGCUGCGUGGCCCAAAUGUUCUGUGGAGCCAUCUUUGGGACCACUGAGUGCUUCCUGCUGGGUGUGAUGGCCUAUGAUCGGUAUAUGGCCAUCUGUAGCCCCCUACUCUACUCCACCAUCAUGUCUACUAGGGUUUGCACUCAGUUGCUCAUCAUAUCCUACUUGGGUAGUUGUACAAAUGCUUGGAUCUUUACUGGUUGUUUAUUGACUCGGUCCUUCUGUGGACCCAAUGAGAUUAAUCAUUUUUUCUGUGAUUAUUUACCACUUUUGAAGCUUUCCUACUCCCAAGAUAAUCUUGCUGAAAUUCUUCCUGCUGCCUCUUCUGGGUCAAUAAUGAUGACCACCUUGUUAAUUAUCAUAAUUUCUUAUGUGUACAUCCUCUUCUCUGUCCUGAAGAUAAAGUCCUCUGAAGGGAGAUCUAAAGCUUUCUCAACUUGCACCUCCCACCUAACAGCAGUCACUCUGUUCUAUGGGACCACAACAUUCAUUUAUGUGAUGCCCAAGUCUAGCUACACAACAGAUGUGAAUAAAGUCAUGUCUGUUUUCUACAUAGUAAUGAUCCCCAUGUUGAAUCCCUUGAUCUACAGUCUUAGGAACAAUGAAGUAAAAGGGGCCCUGAGAAAACUGAUGAGUGGGAGACAUCCUUUUUCAUGA